Messenger RNA from Pseudo-nitzschia multistriata, 3604 nucleotides. NCBI's taxonomy places the organism in Eukaryota, Bacillariophyta, Bacillariophyceae, Bacillariales, Bacillariaceae. The record is from the annotation of a GenBank genome assembly.
CUUCGCUUCCGUCGUUUGUUCUCUCCAUUCCAUCCACUCCGAACGUGACAGAAAUCGCGUUUCGGCACAUCCAGAACCAAGCAUUCAUCCUUCGACAUGGUCACCGUUCCCUUCUCCACGCAGCUCGACGGUGAAUUCCGCCAGCGCGGCAUUUCUGCAAAGGUCAGGGCCAAGUGCACCGAGAUCGGCGUCCGGAGCAUCGCGGACCUCAUCAAGCUGACGGAUGCCGAACUCUACCAACACUUCAAGGUCGAUGCCAAGUGCGGAAGCAUCGACUGGAAACACAUCAAGGCUCUGUGGGCCGGUGACGACAACUUCCCGAGGAACUAUGUUCCGCCCAUCCGCAAGCAGGCCAUGAAAAACGGAAUCAAGGGAUUCUACGUGGACCAUCUCGAAAAGAACGGGGUGGACGACUUGAAGGACGUGGACGAGAAACAGCUCUGGGACGUCGCCAAGAUUGCCAUCAAGAAAAAGGUGCCCCAGAAAGACAUCGCGAACGAUGUUUACGACAUACGCAAAAGCAUUGCGAAGACCAGAGACGGUCCCCGCUCGGGAGGAACCGGAGGAAAUUCAAACGGCGGCUGGGGAAAACUUCUGGGAGGAUUGGGCAAAGGCAAGGGAGGCAAGGGAGGAGGACCUCAAUCUUUGCUGGGAGGAUUGAGUGGAGGCAAGGGAGGAGGCCAGGGAACCAAAGGGAUCAACCCCAUUGCCGCGGCCCAGCUUCAGAUGUACAUGGACGAGGCCGCGGAGAUGGAGGACAAGGCCAAGGCCGAACUGGAUUCUAUGAAACCGGAAGAGUUGGCAAAGAAAACGGGGGAGAAGUUGAAACAAAAGAUUGACAAUCUCAGACCAGAAGUGGAAACGCCACAAGAAUUCUACGACGUUGGAAAAGGAUUUCGUGGCAUGAAAGCAAUCGAUGACCUCGACAGGGGGGCUCUUUUUGAUGCCACCGACAACUACGGCGAAUCCUAUGAAAGCAACGAGGUAAGUAUCAUGGUCGAUCUUUUAUUCGCUUGCUUUGACCCCGCGCAUCCGUGGUUUCUAACGCAUCGAUUUCUCCGCCAUCCAUUGCUAGGAUUUGGUUGCUGGAGUUUCGGGAGGUCUUUGUUUGACAGGUCUCAGCAUUGAUCUGGAAGAUAAUUCGGUAGAUCUAGGAUUGCUACCCGUCCUCAGCAAGCCAUCCCGGGUUCAGUGCUUUGGUGUCACUGUCCCAUUCGAAUCCAAUGUUGUGAAUGAAGUGAGUGAAACGGAUGCGUAUCGGUUCAUAGCUAACGUAAAGUCAUUUGGGAUGACCACCGCCAAGACAUCUCGAGUCACUGGUGGUGGUUCCAUUGGCAUUGGUUUUGGACCAUUUGGAGCAAAAAAGAAGUUUAGCUAUGGCAAAGAGAGACAGUCAAUGUUGGCAAAAGAAAGUCAAUCAACUAGUAAAACGACUUCAAGAGUGAAAACCAAGUCAGUAACAAUUAUUGAGUACAUGAUGGUUCCAAGUAAGUACAAAAAGAUUGGCAGCAACUCACGUCCCAGCAAUCUCGGCACCGUAAUAACGCUCUUUUGUUCCAUGUUUUCUCCGAAAAGUGAGAACCUUCUUCAUUCCUGAGAGCGAGAUGAUACUGUCGGAAGACGCAAUACUUGAUCUCAUGGAGGUUAGAGAUAUGUCAUCAGCACGUCGUUUUCUGGAUAAAUUUGGAAGUCAUGUGCCGGUAGUCAAGCGAACUUUGGGUGGCGUCUUCUUCCGACAGAUUACACUUUUGUCGGAGGAGGAACUCUCUACCGGCAAGAUGUUUGCCGCAGCAGGUACGCAGCUUGAUAAGAUAAAAAAGAAUUCUUUUUCAAUGGAUGGAGGGGGCACCGGAAUGAUAAAAGGUGUUACGUUUGGAGGUGGCAAUGCAAUCUCCAGAAAGACAUCCACUUCUUCAAGCAGUGGAAGUGUUGAGUUAAACAAGGAUGACAAAUCAGAUGCAAAAUUAACUUGCACCUAUAAUUACUCUGUUACGUCUCUCGGACCAAACGCUACCACAAUGGAAGAUUUCUACACUGUGCUCCAGCAAAAUGACAGAUCUUGGGCGUGCAUCGAUAGUAGCACACCGCAUUCGUGUGUCAUUCCAAUCUGGAGGCUCGUUGAAAGGCAACGCACACCAAUUCAUCUCGCGGGCGAGGAGAUAAAAAUGAGAACCAACGAAGAAAUUGCCAAAUAUCUAAAGGAUGGCUGGCUAGACGGAUUGGAUGAAGACACGAAACAACGGAUGGGCGAGUCGGGUGGUUCUCUGGUAUCAGCGAUGAAACGGAAGAAAGAUUUGGAGCCAAGCUUGGAGAAACUCAGCACGGCUAUUUUCGAAUCCGUUGCAGGCCUUGAAGAUAAAGACAUGGAAGAUCUCCUGGUGCUACAAAAGAUGGUUCAUAGUGCUUCAAUUAUAAUGGCCGAGCCUAGCAGUAAUGCAAACGCAAUCCCUCAUCUAGAAAGAUUGGAUGACUCCAGAGGAAUUGAUUGGAUCGAAUUGUUUUUAGCUCUUGGACAAUCCAUCGAAUCCAGUUUCGACGACGCUGAAAAAGAAGUUAUGGAACGAUUCUUCGUCAUGUUGCAAAACAAUCCAGACUGUGAGCUCAAGCUCGAUGCAGAAGCCUAUCAAACAGCAAGAGAUUUAAAAGGCGAUGACUGGAGAUAUUUCUCUCAGUUUUUCAAUACCUUCCUGGAGAAAGAAUGGAAAGUCGGUUUCUCGAGGUGGGAUGGACUCAUUCCUCGUUCUGGCAUCAAGGCGACUCUGACUUAUCCCCAGAGAUUCGGACACAAAACGAAUUCCGCAUUUUUCUUUGCCGCUGGUAACUUCUACAAGUGGGAUCUGGGAUCACACAAACUACUCCAGAAAGGAAAAUUUUCGGAACUUUAUCCAACAGUAACUGCCUACAAAGCAAUACAUAUUUUUCCUGACACAGUUCAAAAGCCAUUUGUAUAUUUCAUUGGAGUCCCCCCCUAUUACAACAGGUGGAAACUCAAAGAAGAUCGAUUGUCUGGUGCAAAGAUUCUAGCGAAUAAAACACAUUGGCCGCAGCUGGCAAAAAUUGGUCAGGACGUCGAUGCUACCCUAACCUUUCCUGCCGAAAAUAUGCCAGAUUAUGCAGCUGAAGAUCGUAGAUACUAUUGGUUUGUUGGUGAAUAUUACUACACACUUGCUACUAACGACGGUACUACGGAACCAGAGAAGAAGGAGAAGAUAUGUGACGGAUUUCCGGGCCUUCCGGCGGGAAAGAAAAUCGAUGCGGUAUUUGUUUACCCUCACGAUCAACCUUCUAAACCUCCAUUUUAUGCGAAAGAUAUCGCAUACUUCUUUAUCGGUGAGAGAUACUACAUGUGGGACUACAAGGUCCGCAAGCUGGUGUCGCCAAAGGGCUACCUAAUCUCAAGAAAAGAUCUCCUUUAGGUCUCCUUGGUACUGGAGUCAGUUUUCGUUACUUGUUGAAUGCACAGGAGCGCAAAAGAUGCAUUGGUUCACCUGCCUGUGAGGGGUAAAACAAACCAAAGAACUACAAUCUUUGAUAGCAUGAAAGAUACAUUAGUCGAGCUUCCCGACCCGCCCACUGAUUCGUGAAAUAAAUCACAUAAAUUAAA